AAUCAACCCCCGCAAUGACUGACGGCGGAUCCGUAACGACGAAGGAAGAAAGAGAAAGAAAAGGAAAACACCGAGAAACGUCCUUCUCUCUUUCGUUCCCCCAUCAAUCUCUCCCUCCCUUAUUUUUCCACGCCAUCGCCCAAAUCUAGAAUUCUAAAUCUGAAUCUUCUGCUCCUUGAAAAUCUCUCCCUCUCUCUCUCUCUCUUUUCUUUCUACCUAAUCUUGGCCAGUCGAAUCUUCAGAUAAAACAGCGGCUUAUCUCUCCCUUUUCUUUUCGAAGCCUCCGACAAUGUCUUCCUCAGCUCCACCCGUCCUCCCGAUCUCAACUACCCAAUCCGCCGAAUCCCAACCUCCCGUCGCCACUCCCGCGUUUCGGGUUUUCAUUUCCCACCUCAAUGAUUCCCUCCGCAGUGGGUUCUCCCAGCGUCGUCCCUGGUCCGAACUUGUUGACCGUUCCGCUUUCUCCAAGCCUGAGUCGUUCUCUGAAGCCGCGCUCCGUGUCCGCAAGAAUUACUCGUAUUUCCGAGUCAAUUAUCUGUCGGUUAUUGGUCUGAUUCUUGCCUUUUCGCUUCUUUCCCAUCCCUUCUCCCUUCUCCUCCUUCUGGGUCUCCUCUGCUCCUGGAUCUUCCUCUACCUCUUCCGCCCCGCUGAUCAACCUCUCGUCCUCUUCGGCCGUACUUUCUCCGACCGCGAGACACUUGGUAUCCUCAUCAUCUUUAGCGUCUUCGUCGUCUUCCUUACCACCGUCGGAUCUCUCCUCAUUUCCGCUCUCAUGGUUGGAUUCGGACUCGUCUGUGCUCACGGCGCCUUCAGGGUCCCAGAGGAUCUAUUCUUGGACGAGCAAGAACCAGCAGCCACCGGUUUCUUGUCCUUCCUUGGUGGUGCUGCCUCCAAUGCCGCCGCUGCAGCUGCCCCUGCUGUUGCCGCUCGUGUCUGAAUCUGAUUCAGGGAUCCGCGUUUCUGAAUGUCGUUUUAUAGGGGUGGAUAUUAACAUUGGUGAAAUAUAUAUGGAUCCAUUAGGACUCCAUGAUACAAAGUUGUAAUUCAAUUUUAUCGGCACCGAUCUUGGGUAGAAAUUACGUAGUUUAUUCUGUAUCUAGUGAAUAUGUGUUUAUGAAAACUUUCUGAGAAUUUUCGGUGUCAGAUCUGUGCAUGUAUCAUGAUUAUAUGUCCAUUUCUCCGGCGUUUUCUCAUUGCCAUGUACAAACAAGAUAAUUUCAUCGCCUGUAUUAGUUGAUGUAAAAUUUACUGCAAGCUAUUCACUGAUCGGCUUUUUGUUGUAAGAUCUUAAUGGAUCAAUGUUCAAUCUAUAGUUUAUGAAUGUAAAUUAGUAUAGGGCAUGAGAUGUUUUAUACUGCUAUCUA
This is a messenger RNA of Theobroma cacao (cacao), 1364 nucleotides long. RefSeq names its product prenylated RAB acceptor 1.B4 (gene PRA1.B4). Lineage: Eukaryota; Viridiplantae; Streptophyta; Magnoliopsida; Malvales; Malvaceae. Gene Ontology annotation, biological process: vesicle-mediated transport. Gene Ontology annotation, cellular component: Golgi apparatus; endoplasmic reticulum. The record is from RefSeq and is a predicted model, not a curated record.